AUGGCAUAUCAGGACAUCAAGAAUGCAGAGGAAGAUUUGGAAUGUGUGCUAACCGCUGCCAAGACGGUUCAGAGAAAUCAACCUGGCGCAAUUCAGGUGGAGGAUGCGAAGGUGUAUUGCUUCGACGUACAGCAUACGUUAGGGCAGCAGCGGCACGGCAAUGCGAUCCCCUCUUCUCAAGAGCUCUUGGUCCAGAUGAAGGACAUGCGGCGCGAGAUGGCGCAGAAUUUUUUGGAGAUGCGGCGUGAGACAAACCAGAGCUUCGUGGAGAUCCGACGAACUCUUGGCCAGCACUCCGUUAUGCUGCGAUCCGUCCAUAACAUGGCACCUAAGGCGUCGAAUGCGCGGCACGGCGAUGGGAAGAACAUUCCUUAUGAAGUUGUUUUCCAUGGGCCCAUCGAAGACAACCUCGGCCCGCAGCCGCCUAUUACGUCGUUCCAAGUUAUCCGGGGUGCCACGACCCGCGUCCUCUCCGGCUGGGAGAGGUAUUAUGACGUGGAAGUUGUUGGUGGUGCAGCCGUCUUGUUGGAUCUUCAGCGGGUUAUCAUGCCGUGUGUGGGUGCCGACGUAAGUCUGCUCUCAGUUGUACGGAUAAUGCGUAUACAAUACUUUAGCUAA
Dacryopinax primogenitus is the source of this 618-nucleotide messenger RNA. RefSeq lists its product as uncharacterized. The transcript is spliced from 5 exons. NCBI's taxonomy places the organism in Eukaryota, Fungi, Basidiomycota, Dacrymycetes, Dacrymycetales, Dacrymycetaceae. The coding region runs from base 1 to 618 and encodes 205 amino acids. The record is from RefSeq and is a predicted model, not a curated record.